AUGUUUUAUCGUAUUCGAUUGCUUCAAGAACACCGUCGUUUGAGAAGUGUGCUUUCGAAGGACAGGCGAAAUCGCGGUGCAGCGAACUCGACGUCUGACUUGAUCGACGCUAUUCAAGGUUACGAGAUAAAUCGGGUCUUAGACAGAUUGUUAAUCUUAGAAGAGAUAAAAUCGGGCGAAGAGCGACGAUCUCUCGCCAGGAAUUGCUUCUCGACACGGCUGCACGAACUCAUUCUUAGACUGGAGCUGUACUUGCCAUACGCACCGCUGCCGGGGGGCGGCGGGAUCCUCCCGGCGGUGAGCGGCAGCGGUGCUUCCGGUGGUUGUCGUCCGGUGCUGCUGGGUGGUGUCGACCUAUCGAUGUCGGCAGCGGUGCAGCCGCCGGUCGCGACGCUACCGACGAACUUGACCAGCAGCGGCCCAAUAGCGGCCCACAAUUCUUUGCAUCACACAUCAGGCGGUGGCCUGGCCCUGCCACUGGGUGCUGCAGCGGGCCCGCCGGUGAUGAUGCCGCGUCCGCCGCCGGGUGCCAUGCCACCGCUGGGACCGACGCUGCCUCCGACCCAUCAAGACGAGGACCUGGCCGAUGCAGCGCCUAAUCAGGACGUCCUGUUGGCGCUCCUCGCGAGAAACAAGAAUCUAGAAGAACGGAGAGUCAAAGCACCAAGCCGUUUUACUAUCAAGGAAGAAUAUUUGAGUGUGUUGAAGUUUAAUUUGGAGACCCCAGCUUUCAUGUGGGCGGCGGACAGCGAAAAAAAUCACGCGGGAAGAUUCGGAGUCGUCGGCGCGGUUGAAAGUCAUCCCGUUAAUUACCGAGGAAGAGGCCGACAAAUCAUCGCGGGGCCGACCGCAAACCCCAUAAUUGCGGGCCUUAUGGUUUCGCCGGUGGCACGAGCUGCUUCCGCAGCUGACCCGGCUAGUCAGUCGGCUGGUCUAUAUCGGGAACGCAAUAUCCCGGAACACCCGCGGACCGUGGAAGCCAUAAUAUAG
Molecule: messenger RNA, 990 nt
Organism: Acromyrmex echinatior (Panamanian leafcutter ant)
Lineage: Eukaryota; Metazoa; Arthropoda; Insecta; Hymenoptera; Formicidae
Source: RefSeq, a predicted model, not a curated record